AUGGAUACCCUCUGUAUCGCAUUUUUCAUAAGCUUACUGGUUGUGUUUGUGAGUCAGAUUUUUUCACAGUGUUUGCCUGAGUGCACGUGCACGACCGACCGUUAUGGGAGGUCACUUCUGUGCAUGGAGACUACGUUAAAUGGGAUCCAAGAAAUGAUCCCCGAAGAGUUUACAAAAAUCCGCAUAGAGAAAUCACAUUUUAGUGAAAUACCCGGGGCUGCGUUUUCACGGAACAAAGCACUGGAAAAUCUCUGGUUAAAUUUCAACGACAUCACCAUCGUCAAUAUAAAGUUUUUAGAGGGUUUGACUAAUCUGACGGAACUCAGACUACAGGGGAACAAACUCCGUUCAAUACCAUGGACAGCUUUCGAGGACACGCCUGCCCUAAAAGUCCUGGAUCUGAAGCACAACCUCUUAGACGUUAUACCUGAGUACGCGUUGAAAUUCUUGCCAAAUCUUACUUAUUUAGACCUGUCGUUCAAUCAGCUCACAGUGAUAUCUAAGGAUGUUUUCUGGAACUGGCCUUUGUAUCAAGCAGUCGUUCAAAACGAAGAGCGAGAGACAUACAGACCAAAUGUAGUUUUGGCGUUACAUGAAAAUCCUUGGAUUUGUGACUGUCGCCUGAAAGGUUUCGUUGAAUUCGUCACAUCGUUAAGUCCUCCUGUCAUCCUCAUGAACUCGUAUUUGUCAUGUUCCGGCCCAAAGUUCAGAGAAGGCAAGUUUUUCCACGAAGUGGAUUUGGAACCGUGCGCGAAACCCGUGGCUACUGCCCCUGUCACCAACGUCACCGCGGCGUCGGGUGAAAAUAUCACUCUUUCUUGCUUAGCUAUGGCCAGACCCGAGCCUGCUGUCUGGUGGACAUAUGCUCUUAAGAUACUAAGAGGAUUCCAUGAGACUCAGAUCCACGUGGAUGAGGACACAAUCAAGUCUCAGCUCAUCAUUCCAUCUAUUCAUCUGGCCGACCGUGGGGUCUACACCUGCACUGCCAACAACUUCAUCGGCAACACCUCCGUCAGCGUUCUCGUGGACGUCAAAGCUCCGAAUGAGGGGAUGCCUCUCUCUCCAGCCUUCCCUCCAGCGGCCGCCGACGAAAACGUCUACAUCGACAUCCGGAUCGCCAAGCAGACCAUCUACGGCAUCUCAAUCGACUGGUACGCCGCGCUUGAGAAACCGGCCGAGACCUGGUUCACCGUCCACUUCGGACCGUACGACGCGGCUAAGAAGGAGCUGAUCUACAUCGGCCCGGGAAUCAACACCUACUCGGUCACGGACCUCAGGCCGGCCACGAAGUACGAAAUCUGCGUGACGCUGAAGAAUCAAGCGCCCAGAAGCGGGCAGUGCAUCAUCUUUGUGACUGGCAGCGCCAUCAGCGAGAGGGAGCAGAGGGAAAAGCUCGUUCACAUCGUCGUCAUCGUGUGCGCCAUGGUGUUGGCCGUGCCGGCUGGCAUGUACGCCUGCACCACCGACAUGAAGUUUAACUGCUUCGACCGCUGCUCGGAGAUGUGGAAGAACCGGAGGCGGUCGCAGCACUUAAGCAGGCCCGACGAAAGACAGGGCACGUUCGACAGUCUCCAGGCGGCCAGUGACGAGGGCCUUUGCAAAGAGUCCAGCGAGGACCGUAAAGCCAGAAGGCGAUCGGAUGACAGAGUUCAAAAGGCCAAAGCUGACCGCAAGCCUAGAGCUGAACUCUACUGA
This is a messenger RNA of Chanos chanos (milkfish), 1695 nucleotides long. RefSeq names its product leucine-rich repeat, immunoglobulin-like and transmembrane domains 2 (gene lrit2). The transcript has 3 exons. Lineage: Eukaryota; Metazoa; Chordata; Actinopteri; Gonorynchiformes; Chanidae. Gene Ontology annotation, molecular function: protein binding. Bases 1 to 1695 code for a protein of 564 amino acids. The record is from RefSeq and is a predicted model, not a curated record.